UUGCAACACUGGACACAGCUGUUUCAUUUGUGAAACAAAGUUUCACCGACAAACAAUUUCACAAUGGGUCCACCGAAAAAGUCUAAAAAAGAUCGGGGCUCGAGCGAUAAAUUUGCUAAGAAGCGUCGCGCAGAAGAUGAGGCUUACACCCAACUGGUCGAUGAUAAUGACAGCCAGGACUGCGUCAGCGAGGCGGACGGCGUGCCAGGUGCUGCGUCCAAAAACGCAGAAACUAAUGACGAGAACAUCAACACAGACGAAUACGGAGCCAAGGAUUACCGUGCUCAGAUGCAAUUGCGUCCAGACCACGCUAAUCGCCCUCUGUGGGUGGCACCGAACGGGCAUGUGUUCCUUGAAUCGUUCUCGCCGGUCUACAAGCAUGCCCAUGACUUUCUCAUUGCUAUUUCGGAGCCCGUCUGCCGGCCCGAGCACAUACACGAGUACAAGCUGACAGCGUACAGCUUGUACGCAGCUGUGUCUGUGGGACUGCAGACACACGACAUUAUAGAGUAUCUGAAACGUUUGAGCAAAACCACGAUUCCCGAGGGCAUAUUGGAGUUUAUUCGCCUUUGUACGCUGUCGUAUGGAAAGGUGAAACUUGUGCUGAAGCAUAACAAAUACUUUAUCGAGUCUCCGCAUCCGGAGGUGCUGCAAAAGUUGCUCAAAGAUCCGGUCAUACAGAAGUGCCGACUCAUACGUAACGAAGGUGAAGGCUUUAUACAGGGCACAAUGGAUAGCAAAGCAAUCACACAGUUCGGUACCAAGYURCCAGCCACGAGUGACAAUCCAGCAGAAGACGCAGCUAGCACCUCCACAGCGACAACAGCAGGAGCAGCAGGUGCACCGGGGACUACAGCCGAGGGUGCAGCUACAACCGUUGCGGUUCCUGAGGAUAUUACAGACUUUUACGAGAAGAUCGACAAGGAAGAGGAGGACGAGGACGAAGCCAAUCUUAAAACCGUGUCCUUUGAGGUAGCUCAGGAAAAAAUUGAGCUUAUCCAGAAGCGUUGCAUUGAAAUCGAGCAUCCGUUGCUGGCAGAAUAUGAUUUCCGCAACGAUACCAAUAAUCCGGAUAUUAACAUUGACCUUAAGCCAGCAGCAGUGCUGCGUCCUUACCAAGAAAAGAGUUUGCGCAAGAUGUUUGGCAACGGGCGAGCCCGCUCUGGCGUAAUUGUGCUGCCAUGCGGCGCUGGAAAAUCCUUGGUGGGUGUCACCGCCUGCUGUACUGUGCGAAAACGCGCCCUGGUGCUGUGCAACAGCGGCGUGUCAGUGGAACAGUGGAAGCAGCAGUUUAAGAUGUGGUCCACAGCAGAUGAUAGUAUGAUUUGUCGCUUCACCUCGGAGGCAAAAGAUAAGCCCAUGGGAUGUGGCAUUCUGGUUACCACAUACUCUAUGAUAACGCACACACAGAAGCGUUCAUGGGAGGCGGAGCAGACGAUGCGCUGGUUGCAGGAGCAGGAAUGGGGUAUCAUGGUACUGGACGAGGUGCACACCAUACCCGCAAAGAUGUUCCGACGUGUCCUGACCAUUGUGCAGUCCCACUGCAAGCUGGGAUUGACAGCCACGCUUUUGCGUGAGGAUGAUAAAAUUGCAGAUCUGAAUUUUCUGAUUGGUCCCAAGCUCUACGAAGCUAACUGGUUGGAGCUACAAAAGAAGGGCUACAUAGCACGCGUACAGUGYGCCGAGGUCUGGUGUCCCAUGUCACCGGAGUUCUAUCGCGAAUAUCUAACCACCAAAACUUCCAAGAAAAUGCUGCUUUAUGUGAUGAAUCCUUCCAAAUUCCGCAGCUGCCAAUUCCUUAUUAAAUACCACGAGAAGCGUGGCGAUAAGACUAUUGUCUUUUCCGACAAUGUGUUCGCCUUGAAGCACUACGCCAUCAAGAUGAACAAACCAUUCAUCUAUGGUCCAACAUCUCAGAAUGAACGUAUACAAAUUCUACAGAAUUUCAAAUUUAAUGCCAAGGUCAACACGAUUUUUGUAUCGAAGGUGGCCGAUACUAGUUUUGAUCUGCCCGAGGCGAACGUACUAAUUCAGAUUUCAUCGCACGGCGGUUCACGACGCCAGGAAGCACAGCGACUGGGUCGUAUUCUGCGCGCCAAAAAGGGAGCCAUUGCCGAGGAAUAUAAUGCAUUCUUUUACACGCUCGUCUCGCAAGAUACAAUGGAGAUGAGCUAUUCGCGCAAGCGCCAGCGGUUCCUGGUGAAUCAGGGCUAUAGCUAUAAGGUCAUCACACAUCUUAAAGGCAUGGACACUGAAACUGACCUUAUGUAUGGRACACARGAGGAGCAGGGUCAGCUCUUGCAGUUGGUSUUGUCUGCUUCCGACUUGGACUGUGAGGAUGAGAAAGUGCCAGGCGAGCCRGGCUAUCGUCCAGGUGGUUCUGGCACCGCGAARCGUAUGGGCGGACUCAGUUCAAUGUCAGGUGGUGACGAUGCCGUCUACUAUGAGCAUCGGCGCAAGAAUAAUGGCAACGUACAUCCAUUGUUUAAGAAAUUUAGGGGAUAAGACACUGUGCACAACAGAAUAAACGUAUCUCA
Molecule: messenger RNA, 2537 nt
Organism: Drosophila arizonae
Lineage: Eukaryota; Metazoa; Arthropoda; Insecta; Diptera; Drosophilidae
Gene: hay
Product: ATP-dependent DNA helicase hay
Biological process (GO): nucleotide-excision repair; transcription initiation at RNA polymerase II promoter
Cellular component (GO): transcription preinitiation complex; transcription factor TFIIH holo complex; nucleotide-excision repair factor 3 complex
Molecular function (GO): 3'-5' DNA helicase activity; hydrolase activity; DNA binding
Source: RefSeq, a predicted model, not a curated record